This is a messenger RNA of Sclerotinia sclerotiorum 1980 UF-70, 969 nucleotides long. RefSeq lists its product as hypothetical. The record is from RefSeq and is a predicted model, not a curated record. The transcript is spliced from 2 exons. Bases 1 to 969 code for a protein of 322 amino acids. Lineage: Eukaryota; Fungi; Ascomycota; Leotiomycetes; Helotiales; Sclerotiniaceae.
AUGUCCUACUCAUACGCUACACCCGGCCAUUCCGGUGCCGCUUAUUACGGCUUCUCGACCAGCACUACUCCAUCGCCUGCUGGUUCCCCAUCUGCAUCCCCAGGAUAUUCCUCACGAAACCCAUUCCGAACCCACUCUCGACACGCAAGUUAUGCAGAUACUUCUACUUACAGACCAUCUGCUACUGAGGCGAGGCCAUUCUCCCCUAGAUUUACUUCAAACGGAUAUUACGCCACUGGUGCUGGUCCAAAUAGCCCCAAGUAUGCUGAAGACCCUGAGUCAUCGCCAUACAGACAUCGUCGACAAGCUUCAGCUGCAUCUACACCCCAACGACCAGCGACCACUCGACCAGGUGCGACUCGACCCACAGCCACACCAUCAAGGAGUAAACCUCAACCGCCCCCAGAAAAGGCAACCGAAGACGAUGCGCGCCGGCAUCACAUUCCACCCGGUUAUUCUUUGAAGAAUUGGGACCCUACCGAAGAACCUAUCAUGCUUCUCGGUAGUGUUUUUGAUGCGAACAGUCUUGGUAAAUGGAUUUACGAUUGGACUGUCUAUCAUCAUGGUCCCGCCACCCCACUAUCUGACAUGGCCGGUGAGCUAUGGCUUUUACUCAUUCAACUAGCCGGCAAGGUCAAGCGCGCGGAGGAAUGCAUGCCACGUAUCCGACAACAAGAUAACCGCGAGAUGGUUGAGGAUUUCAUUGAAUCCGGAGAACGCUUGACGGAUAAACUGAAGAAGUUGCUUAAGGCAUGUGAAGCACCCAUGUUGAAGGCUGGUCGAAGUGGAACCAAGUCUACGACAACACAACUCGGCAAGAAUGCCGGUACAGAAUUCGUCGAUUCAAUCUUCGGACGCGAUAGACAACUUGAACAGACCGAGAAGUUCAUGGCAUCAGUUAGAUUAUGGAAUAUGCGAUUCGACGCCAACUGUGAAGAAAUUCUCCGUAAGCCGGGUCAACAUGCUUAA